Messenger RNA from Vitrella brassicaformis, 1337 nucleotides. The record is from the annotation of a GenBank genome assembly. NCBI's taxonomy places the organism in Eukaryota, Vitrellaceae.
GAUGACGCACGCAGAUUCGAUAGCGUUUGAUGGCAGAUUGACAGAGAUCCCAACAUAGUCGUUGAGAUAGACAGACAGACAGACCGUCUAUCCAUCCAUCCGUCCCCUGAGACAGACGUGUGUCUCUCGUUUACUUCUCCGCAGACGCCAUGCAGCUACCAUACACAGCGAGUCCUGGAAAACUGGUCAACGACGUUAAAAUAAGUGUGCAGCGUCUGUUCAUAGGGCAAUCUGCCAGCGUCAGAGAGAGCCCUCCAUGCUUAAUACAGAGUUUCAUUUGUCCCGAGUGGCUUGGACUGUAACGGAAACAGUGCGCUACCGUCCGAUCCAGUCAAAACAUUAAGAGGGAGAGCAUCAUGAGCUCAUGACACAAUACAAUACAAUGACAGAACACAGCCUUGCUCCCACAGCCUCUCAAGCGCUUGCCGAUCUGGCGCCCGUCCAUGCCUGCAUCACGAAGGACAUCUUGCCCAACACGCCGAUGAGUCCUCGGCCCCGUCGACAGGACCAGCACCCGUCGGCGAGUGUGAGCUCAUGACUACCAUGAUGCAGGCACGACUUCUGCUCAUCCAUCCAUUGCUCACAGAUGCAUGCCACCACUCACAGCAGUCAUGACGGAAAAAUCUAGAGCCACUCAGUAGGUAAGUACAGCAAACCAGCCAAUCAGUGAGUCGGCUAGAAGUAAGGGUUGAUCUUCCUGACGCCCUCGUCGGCCCUCUCAAAGAGCUUCUUGUAAGUAGACUCCUCGCCCUUGGGCUGCACCACCAGCAGCACAGAGGCCGGUCGCUUGGACUUGGCGGCGCUGCCCAGCAGCCGACGCGAGGGGACGAAGCAGUAGGGGACGUCCUUCUUCUCACACAGGAUGGGCAGGUGCGCCACGAUGUCGACGGGAAACACAUCAGCAGCGAGAAACACAACACCCUGACAGACACACACACUCAGCCGACACACGCACACGCAUACAGAGGACAGGCGAUGAGUGCAUUCACCAGCAACGUCGUUCGUGCAUAUAUCCCGUCGCUCACCUUGGUGUCUUUGCGUAUGGCCUUGGUGACCUCGGCCACGCCCCUCCGGAGUGAUUUCUUCUCGCCGGCGGCCUUCCUCAGCAGCUUGAGGGACCGCUCCAGCAGUUUGGAGUUGAUGUCGAGCAGCGGCUGGGCGAUGGGCGAGAUGAACGGCGACGACAUGUCCUCAUCGCCGCCAAAGGCGUCGUCAGCACCGCGAGCCUCGUCAUCCAUGAUCUGAUCUUGGGCUUGUUAGUCAGAUGCAGUCAGUCAAUUCGCCUUUGAACGGACCAGAGCGACGGCCUCAAGAGGUACCAAAAGCGGAUCUCUUUC